Magnolia sinica is the source of this 3084-nucleotide messenger RNA. RefSeq names its product pentatricopeptide repeat-containing protein At2g03880, mitochondrial. Gene Ontology annotation, molecular function: RNA binding; protein binding; zinc ion binding. Gene Ontology annotation, biological process: RNA modification. The record is from RefSeq and is a predicted model, not a curated record. The transcript has a single exon. Lineage: Eukaryota; Viridiplantae; Streptophyta; Magnoliopsida; Magnoliales; Magnoliaceae. Bases 159 to 2606 code for a protein of 815 amino acids.
UGGCACCAUUUACCAAGUGGCACUCGACGCACACCGGAUCCUAAAAGGUGUUCCGUUUCGUUCCCGCUCAAAUCUCAACGAAACGGUCGCCGGUUACAAGAUACGACACAGGGAAGAAACACACAGAAGUUCGGUGUAUGCGCUGAUGUUCGAGGACUAUGAACAAAUUACGCUCAUGCACUUCGCAUAUGUCUGCUACGGCAGUUUUCCAACCCAACGACAUUAAAUCUGCUAACAAAAUCCAUACCUCUGUUAAUUCAAAUUCCAAAAAUGUCACUUCUAUCUUUUCCUCUAAUCGUCUCUUAAACCAUCUUUCAAAAUCCGGUCAGAUCGAUGAUGCGCGCCAAUUGUUCGAUGAAAUGCCACAUCGAGAUGCAUUCAGCUGUAACACCAUGAUUGCUGCUUAUGCCAGCUCCGGUCGACUGACCGAGGCCCAUCAACUGUUCAACGAGAUCCCAAACCGUAUUUCCAUAUCUUGGUCUUCUCUCAUUUCUGGGUAUUCCCGUUAUGGGCGUGGUUCCAAGGCAGUCAAGUUAUUCUGGCAAAUGCAGUCCGAGGGGCUAAGACCCGAUCAAUACACGCUCGGCAGCAUCUUGCGAGCCUGCUCGAGUGUGUCUGAACUCCGAAGAGGCGAGCAGGUCCAUGCCCAUAUCGUGAAAACAAUGUUCGACUCCAAUGUGUAUGUUGUUACAGGUCUCAUCGACAUGUAUGGGAAAUGCAAGCAGAUUUCAGAAGCUAGGUUUCUGUUUGAUAGAAUGCCCGACAGAAAGAAUCAUGUCUUGUGGACAGCGAUGAUCACGGGUUACUCUCAGAAUGGCGAUGGCCAUAGGGCGAUCGAGUGCUUCCAGGCAAUGCAUACAGAAGCUGUCAUGUCGAAUCAGUUCACAUUUCCAAGCGUUUUGACGGCUUGUGCCAUGGUUCGCGCACUUGAAUUUGGAAUGCAGGUGCACAGUUGUAUAGUUCGUAGUGGGUUUGGUCCCAACGUGUUUGUUGAAAGCGCAUUGAUCGAUAUGUACGCGAAAUGCGGGGAUUUGAACAGUGCAAGGAAGGUUCUGGAGGGUAUGGAGGCUCAAGAUGUGGUUUCUUGGAACUGUUUGAUAGUUGGGUGUGUGAGGCAGGGCUUUGAAGAAGAAGCUCUGUCCUUGUUUAAGAAUAUGCAUGUGAGGAGUGUGAAGGUCGAUGAUUUUACAUACCCGUCUGUUCUCAACUCAUUAGCUUCUUUUAUGGACGUCGAAAAUGGGAAAUCCAUUCAUGGGUCAAUAAUCAAAUCCGGUUUUGAGGCUUCUAAACAUGUGGGCAAUGCUCUCAUUGAUAUGUAUGCGAAGUGUGGGAGCUUGGAAUAUGCGCUCGGUGCAUUUGACAAGAUGCCUGAGCGGGAUGUCAUAUCUUGGACUGCACUGAUCACGGGUUAUGGACAGCAUGGGUUCCAUGAAAAUGCACUCAAGCUGUUCAGCCAGAUGAGAAUUGAACGUAUCGAAUCGGAUGCGUUUGUCAUUGCCAGUGUUUUGAGUGCAUGUGCUGGAUUAACAUUAUUGGAAUUCGGACGACAAGUUCAUGCGAUUUUUGUUAGAUCUGGAUUCAGGUCAUCUCCAUCUAUAGAUAAUUCUCUAGUGACAAUGUAUGCAAAAUGCGGGUGCAUUGAGGAUGCUCAUCAGGUCUUUGACUUGAUGAUGAUUCGGGACGUUGUUUCUUGGACAGCAUUGCUUGUGGGUUAUGCUCAGAAUGGAAGGGGAAAGGAGUCCAUACAUCUCUAUGAUAGAAUGCUUGAGAGCAGAACGAAACCUGAUUAUGUUACAUUCAUUGGCUUGUUAUUUGCGUGUAGCCAUGCUGGUCUUGUGGAGGAUGGCCGUCGCUAUUUUGAAUCCAUGCAUAAAGUCCAUGGUAUAAGUCCAGGAUCUGAGCAUUAUGCCUGUAUGAUCGAUCUUCUCGGGCGGGCUGGGAAGAUGGAUGAGGCUGAGGGGCUACUAAACCGAAUGACUGUCGAACCAGAUGCAACUGUAUGGAAAGCAUUGCUUGCUGCAUGUAGAGUGCAUGGAAACAUGGAAUUAGGAGAAAGGGCAGCAUGGAACCUUUUCGAAUUGGAACCCAGAAAUGCAGUGCCAUACAUUCUUCUGUCCAAUAUCUACUCUGCGGCACAAAGAUGGGACAAAGCAGCCAAAAUUCGGAGGUUGAUGAAGGCAAAAGGAGUAAGUAAAGAGCCAGGGUGCAGUUGGAUGGAGGUGAACAGUACAGUGCACGCAUUUAUGGUUGAAGAUAGAAGCCACCCACGGACAGCUGAAAUCUACUCUAAGGUCGAUGAGAUUAUGAUCUUGAUCAAGGAGGCCGGCUACAUGCCAGACACUAAUUUUGCACUUCAUGAUGUUGACGAAGAGGGUAAGGAGAUUGGUCUUGCUUAUCACAGUGAGAAGUUGGCUGUUGCGUUUGGGCUUCUUAGUGUGCCUCUCGAGGCGCCAAUUCGGAUAGUUAAGAAUCUUCGAGUAUGCGGCGAUUGUCACACUGCUCUAAAACUCAUCUCCAAAGUUUUUGAGCGGCGUAUUGUCAUGAGGGAUGCAAAUUGCUUCCAUCACUUCAGUGAGGGGAGGUGUUCUUGUAGGGAUUAUUGGUAGAAAAUCUGCAUUUCCGAGUUCCCUUGAUAUUGGAUGUGGACAUUUCCUGGAGCUGUUUUGGUAGUUGAAGGCACUGCUGUAAGCUGUAAUUGGUCCACCACUUGCCAAGCCUAAGGUACUUGAUGGAUCAAAACUAUCACCCUUCUUUUUGCCAAGACUUAUUAGGUGGGCCCCACCGUGUAUGUGCCACGCAUUGAAAACAAGGCCUCCUUGGUCAUCAGGCAUCCUUUAUCCAUACAAAGAAAUGGAUGGCUGGAAAAGAAAACAGAGCAAAAGUCCCCGUUAACAGAUGAUUAGACCAUCCUGAUUUUGAAGCAGUGAAACAACUCAUCGACCUGGAUCUGGCAGGAUUAGGAUUUGAUAUCCAAAUUUUGGGAGCUCCCUUUUGCAGGGAACCUCCUAUGUUCUAUAGCUUAUGAAGGUACUAAUAGUGGAAAGCCAUGUUUUAAUGUCGACCGCAACCUACUCACGCAUUGAA